AGCCGUUUCACAUCCAUUACAUAUGUACUAUGUUAAGUCUUGUCUAUGAGACCAGGUUGCAACACAACACCUUCUGACAAAAUCCACUCUUGCCAGAUCGUGACUAUGUUUGCACUGCGCACAGCACAGCUGUUGUGAGCGCAAGCCCCACCAAGUACAUGUUAUUGACCGACAAUCUGAAGCUGUGGUAGGCGUUACCUCUCUAAAAGUCCUGCAUCAUCCCCGUGACAUGCUUCACUUUUGUUUUUUGUGAACUGUUAGUUCAAGUUGUUCUCUCCUUGCUCAGGGAAUGCAGCCAUUUAAAUAAACUGUCUGUUAUAUACUGGCUUUUUAUAGUAUAAGUCUCUCCCCCGUCUCUCCAAUGCUACUGGGACUACUGAAUGAUCGGCUAUUUUUAUUUUUAGUUGAACCUUUAUUUAACUACAGAACACGGUUUAUGUGACAUGGAUUUGCACCUGGGAGGGAUAUUUCUAGAGAAUAGCACCUAUAGCUACGAUGGGGACUAUGUUUAUAAAGAGGAAUGCUCCCCUGAAGAUGGCGUUGGAGUGCGUUUUGGCACGGUGUUCCUCCCAAUGCUCUACUCCCUGACGCUGGUCCUGGGGCUAGUGGGUAACGUGCUGGUCCUGGUGGUUCUGGUCCAGAGGAGGCGGAGCUGGAGCGUGAUGGACACCUUCAUCCUGCACCUGGGCUUGGCCGACACCCUGCUGCUGGUCACCCUGCCCCUCUGGGCUGUUCAGGCCACUGGGGAAUGGAGCUUCGGGACCCCCCUCUGCAAGAUCACUGGAGCCAUAUUCACAAUCAACUUUUACUGUAGCAUCUUCCUGCUGGCCUGCAUCAUUCUGGAUCGCUACCUGUCGGUGGUCCACGCAGUCCAGAUGUACUCUUGCAGGAAGCCCUGGAUGGUGCAGGCCAGCUGCCUGUCCGUGUGGCUCCUCUCCAUCUUCCUCUCCAUCCCAGACUGGCACUUCCUGGAGUCUGUGAGGGACACCAGUCAAGACAAACAGAAGUGUGUCCACAAUUACCCGUCUCUCUCCCAGUCUGGGUUUGACUGGCGUCUGGUCUCCCGCCUGCUCUACCAUAUAGUGGGCUUCCUCCUCCCCUCUGCCGUGCUGCUCUUCUGCUACUCCUGCAUCCUGCUGCAGCUGCAGCGUGGCUCCCAGGGCCUCCAGAAGCAGAGGGCCGUCCGGGUCAUCCUGGCCCUGGUGCUGGUCUUCUUUCUCUGCUGGACGCCCUACAACAUCACCUUAAUGGUGGACACCUUUCAGGGGAGGCCUAGGGAGCCUGUUUCUGGAUCCUGUGAGAACGGGGGGACAGCUCUGGAGAACAGUCUGGUGGUUAUGUUCGCUCUAACCUGCCUGCACGCUUGCCUCAAACCAGUGCUCCAUCUCGGACUGUGUAGAAACUUCCGGCGACGCGUGCUGGAUAUGGUGAGGUGUGUUGAGGGGGUGCAGAACGAUCCGAAACUCUCACUAUGGGAUUCAGGUGUGGUUGAAGACUCACCUGACCAAGCAGAGGAGAUGGGGACGUUGAACCCAAUGACAACCAUGGGACAGGUACAGUCCACCCAGAGCUGAUGGGUAGGAAGAGGAUCCUAAUGACUAAUAUAGUAUGUCUUCAUGCCUUGAGGGGAAGUUGUAUGGGUCUGGGGACUGGUGGAUGACCGUAACCUGGGUCAUGGGUCUGGGGACUGGUGGAUGACCGUAACCUGGGUCAUGGGUCUGGGGGCUGGUAGAUGACAGUAACCUGGGUCAUGGGUCUGGGGGCUGGUAGAUGACAGUAACCUGGGUCAUGGGUCUGGGGGCUGGUAGAUGACAGUAACCUGGGUCAUGGGUCUGGGGGCUGGUGGAUGACCGUAACCUGGGUCAUGGGUCUGGGGGCUGGUAGAUGACCGUAACCUGGGUCAUGAGAGAAAGACAUGCAUAGUAGAAAGCCCCUUAUGAGGACUGCUUUCUUUUGAAUUGCACUUUAAUGGAUAACGCUCAGACUAAAUGUAUAUUUGUAUAAAGUCAGUGGGUUGUCUGAUCUUCACGUUUUGUUUUACCUAUCGAUGUCGUCCGGCUCUGUAGAAUCUGUUGGAAAGAUUCAUGCAUGAAUUAUUCAAACCUAUAUAUAUUGUAUUAUUAUUUUUACAGAGCACUUCACUGAAUGUAAUGGAUUUUAGAGUAAACAAUGUUCUCAGCAGACACAUACAUCAUACAUUUAGAUUUUUACACUCCCCUACAUAUUUAUUUGGAAUGUGAAGCUAAGACAUUUUAUUUGGCUCUAUACUCCAGCAUUUUGGAUUUGAAAUCAAAUGUUUUUAAUUAGGCGAUGGUACAGCAUGUCACCUUUUAUUUGAGGGUGUUUUCAUACCUACUUGUUUUACUGUUUAGAAAUGAAUGCUCUUUAUGUAUCUAGUCCCCCUAUUAGAAGGUGUCAUAAGUAUUUGGACCAAUUCACUUCAGUGUGUUAAAUUUACGUAGUCAAAAGUUGAGUAUUUGGUCCCAUAAUUCUAGCACACAAUGACUACAUCAAGCAUGUGACUCUACAAACUUGUUGGAUGCGUUUGCAGUUUGUUUUUGUUGUGUUUCAGAUUAUUUUGUGCCGAAUAUAAAUUAAUGGUAAAUAUUGUAUUGUGUCAUUUUGGAGUCACCUUUAUUAUAAAUAAUAAUAAAAUGUGUUUUCUUCUAUAUUAAAAUGGCUACCAUGAUUACGGAUAAUCCUGAAUCAAUCAUGAUUAAUGAUAGGUAAGAAAGUUACAGAUCAUGCCCCCAAGACAUGCUAACCUCUCGCCAUUACCAAUAACAGGGUAGCAUAGGAUUUUUUUAGGAAUAUGAUAUUUAUAUAUCUGUAACUUUCUCACUCAAUAUUAUUCACGAUUCAUUCAUAAUUAUCUGUAUGAAGAAAUCCCAACAUUUUCUCACAGAAUAUUACAUUUUAGUAGGACUUGUAUAUCCUACUGUUCUAUUGUGUAACUAUAAUGUUAUAUUAAACAAGUAUAUCCUGU
This is a messenger RNA of Oncorhynchus gorbuscha (pink salmon), 2986 nucleotides long. Its product is annotated as C-X-C chemokine receptor type 3-like. Gene Ontology annotation, molecular function: G protein-coupled receptor activity. Gene Ontology annotation, biological process: G protein-coupled receptor signaling pathway; immune response. The record is from RefSeq and is a predicted model, not a curated record. Lineage: Eukaryota; Metazoa; Chordata; Actinopteri; Salmoniformes; Salmonidae. Gene Ontology annotation, cellular component: membrane. The transcript has 3 exons. The coding region runs from base 444 to 1574 and encodes 376 amino acids.